This is a messenger RNA of Chinchilla lanigera (long-tailed chinchilla), 1207 nucleotides long. RefSeq names its product polymerase (RNA) II (DNA directed) polypeptide E, 25kDa (gene Polr2e). Gene Ontology annotation, molecular function: DNA-directed RNA polymerase activity; DNA binding. Gene Ontology annotation, biological process: DNA-templated transcription. The record is from RefSeq and is a predicted model, not a curated record. Gene Ontology annotation, cellular component: RNA polymerase I complex; RNA polymerase II, core complex; RNA polymerase III complex. The transcript has 8 exons. Bases 62 to 694 code for a protein of 210 amino acids. NCBI's taxonomy places the organism in Eukaryota, Metazoa, Chordata, Mammalia, Rodentia, Chinchillidae.
CAGGCGCAGUGCGCACGGGUCCUGAGUGGCGCGUGCGUGGUGUUGUUCGAGCUCCGGCGCCAUGGACGACGAGGAGGAGACUUACCGCCUCUGGAAAAUCCGCAAGACCAUCAUGCAGUUGUGCCACGACCGUGGCUACCUGGUGACCCAGGAUGAGUUGGAUCAGACAUUGGAGGAGUUCAAAGCCCAAUUUGGGGACAAGCCAAGUGAAGGGCGUCCACGGCGCACUGAUCUUACCGUGCUGGUGGCCCACAAUGAUGACCCCACGGACCAGAUGUUUGUCUUCUUCCCAGAGGAGCCCAAGGUGGGCAUCAAGACCAUCAAGGUGUACUGCCAGCGCAUGCAGGAGGAGAACAUCACCCGCGCGCUCAUCGUGGUGCAGCAGGGCAUGACGCCCUCUGCCAAGCAGUCCCUGGUAGACAUGGCACCCAAAUACAUUCUGGAGCAAUUCCUGCAGCAGGAGCUGCUGAUCAACAUCACGGAGCAUGAGCUGGUCCCAGAGCACGUCGUCAUGACCAAGGAAGAGGUGGCAGAGCUGCUGGCCCGAUAUAAGCUCCGGGAGAACCAGCUGCCCCGCAUCCAGGCCGGAGACCCCGUGGCCCGCUACUUCGGGAUAAAGCGAGGGCAGGUGGUGAAGAUCAUCCGGCCCAGUGAGACGGCGGGCAGGUACAUCACCUACCGGCUGGUGCAGUAGCUGUGGAACAGCAGCCCCUGGAGACAAACGGAUGGACAUAUGGGCACGGGCUCGGUUGCCUUCUGUGGAGACGUGCCCCGGCCUCUUUGCUACUGCUGCUCUGAGCUCCCUGGACAGCAGUCACUGCUCAGUUUACCUUAUCUGGAUGAGGAUUUCAGUAGCUGCAUCAUGCCGAGGCCUUAGAAAGGACAUGGUGCUGUCCAGGGAGGUCCCCUGGGACAGCUGAUGUGAGCCCUAGUCCUGGGGCAACCUGCCAGGUGGGGACCAGGGUGCCUCUCCCAGUGGCCUUGACGUGCAGCUGACCAUGUGGCUCACAGUCCGCUGUUGUGGGCUGCCCAUGUGUGCCUGUGGCCUGUCCCCACGCAGCCUCCUCCACCCAGACUGCCCCUGCGAGCGCAUUGCGGUCACCAGGAUCUGAGGUCUCAGCUCGAUCAAGUUCUCAGCUGCCAUAGAAUGUUGAAUGUUUUAAAAAUUAAGGCUAUUUUGAGUAAAUAAACUUAUCUCAAACACCAA